UUCCGGCCUCAAACCUUAGACAUAAUGGAGAAGGAUAUAUUUGGGAUUCCCACUCCUGUAAUUGAGUACGAUUUCCCAAAUCCUUCUCCCAUUUCAAAGAUUUACUCAUUGAUUAUACCCCCCUCCCAACUUUUGUUGAGUUAUAUGAAUUGUUACCUUAUCCAAGUUUCUAAAUUUUUAAAGUUUUUUCCGGUUUUUUUAACAUUUUUAUUGUUCAGACUUCCCACGGAGCAGGACCUGAAGAGGAGGAUGGCUCUACCCAUACUUCACACAGAAACCAAUGAGCUAAGAGAGAGAGCUGCCCAGACCAUGGCCCGAGCCAGAUCCAUCCCUGCAACCCAAGAUGACUCCAUACUUAUUCCAAGGACGGAGGUUAACAUGUGGGGGAAAAACAAACCCUACUCCAAACCCAGUCUCGUUACCAAAUUUUGUGGAUAUGAACCAGUGAUAAAUAGAGGGAGAGAUCGGAGAUGCAUGGAGGAUUAUUUAAACAAGACUGAGAAGGAUGGGAUGCAGAAUCCUCAACUUGAUUCCCUGCGCAAUCUCUUACCUACAGGUACUCCGUUAUUGGAUUUCCUGAGCUGUACUAUGGAGAGACCUGGAGAUUGGAACUUGCCUGGGAGAGCUGAGGUAGAUUUCUGGUCUUACCAACGUGGUAUCACAAUGGAUAUUCUUGAUCAAGUUGAGGUCAAAGAGAUAAUUGUAGGCAAGUCUACAGACCAAGAAAUUGAAGAUAUAACCUCGUGGUUCUGGGACAAGUAUGCCUUGGACCAGAAAAUCCUCCCAACACAUGUAGUUAGUAUGGAUGUAGAGGAAAUCAAAUCCACUCUUUAUGACACUCUCAGGAUAGCUGGACGCAUACCUUUCAAGAAGGGACAGAUUAUGUCAAAGAAGGAAGAAAAAACGAUUAUGGGUCAACCUGAGGACAGGAUGCAGCAGUUGCCAGUCAAAGUUAUGCUUGGUAAUGGUUUGAACCACGCCCUUAUGGUCAGCCUGGAUUUGUUCCGGGAUGCCAAAGGGCGUUAUAUCCUAAACCAUAUCCGGGCCCCUGACAGUAUCAUCAGAUUCUUCUCCUUGCUCCCCAUCUGUACCGGAGUGGCUGUGAAGCAUGAUGUUGAGGGUCUGAUAAAAUUCUAUAGCUUAAUCACGGAGAAAGAAGUGACAAUGAAAGGUUUCCUUGAGACAAGCUCUAUUGCUCUGGUUGCUGGGUACGCUAUGCAAGCCAGGAACAUGAAUGCCAUUGCAAUGCAAGUGCUGGGCGUGGUCAUGAACAAGAUGUGUUCCACAGCUGACAACCUGUGGGGUGUAAGAUGGAAGGAGAUCCCAGAUGCUCUCAAGGUAUAUGCAAUAGCUGAUUUAAAGAUAGGUCACCUAGCUUACUGUGUAUUUGCAUCAAUAAUCCUUAGGGAUUAUAUACCGGACCCUGAAAUUUUUCUGUUUUACGUGGGAAGGUUUGACCAGUGGCUUGCUGCGGACUGGUUUCUCAAGCUGCUCGCUACUACACUAGAGAGCACGGAGGUGCAUGAUAAAUCGUUCAAAACUGCAGUCUCCAGAUCUGAUCUAAUAAAAUGUCUCAGGUUCAGAUAUUCAGAAGAUUCUCCUUUGAUGGACGAGGCUCCUCCCAGAGUAUUGCUCUGGAAAAAGACUCUUGGAGAAUGGCCCUCCCUAACCAGGGGAGGAUGCAGGUUUCUUCAUCAGUGCAGGUCCUGGUUUGUUGAGAUGGUGCGGAUAUGGACUCAGCAAGGGCUCAGAUGGGACGAAGAUUCCAAGCUUCCAUCUGUAUCUGGAGAACUCAUGCAUUAUGCAACAUUUAAGAUUUCACCAGUGCAGAUUUCAGCGUGCAACUUCAAGGAGCCAGCUCUACUUUCCUCAGGUCUGUUACGUCCCAAAUCUCUACAAAUCAAGAGCCUGGAGAUGGAUCCUGUCACUGUGCGCAGUUUUUCAAUAGGGAAGCAGUGCAAGAAACUCAAACGUGAGCAGGUUCCUGUAGUGAUGGAGUGGGCUCGUGAAAACCCUACCCUGAUAUCGGAUUUCUUAAGGAGAAUGGGUUCUGAUAUUGAGUUUCAGAAAUUCUAUCGUCACCUAUAUGAUCCAAUGAGACAUAUGUACAGGAGGAUCUUCAACUGUGAAGCUUUAACCGUUGUGUUUAUGGAGGGAGUUCUUUUGAAAACCAUCACGAAUAAAUGGAAGGAAGAGGUCAACUGCACAACAAGACUGAGAGAGGAGCUGAAAAUCCGGGAUGCAAGGAUCGCCUAUUUCAAUGAACUGAUAGAGUGUGGGGAUGAUACUCUCAGGGCAAAAUGGUCUGUAGAUCUCCCAGCUCUGCCAGAGUGGGUGAUAGCAAGGCAGAAGAGGACGACAGCAAAGAAGAGACCUAGAGAUGAUAAUAACCAGGAGCAGGUUCACAAAAAGGUGAAGUUCUCCGUUAGUACUCCUCAGGAUGUUGAAACCCUGGAGCAAGGGUCUCAGUCCGAGGAGGAAGGAGAAGUUGUUAUUUGUACCGAGGACGGGGAGGUUGAAGAGGUUUUGGAGCCUGAAGAUCGGAGUCAUAAAAGGCUUCGAACCAUCCAGGAGGAGCUGGAUGAGGUGGUUCCCAUGAAGACUAGAUCCGUGCAAUUUCUUAAGAAAAAAGGGAAGAGGAAGAAAAGGGCUGCAACUCCCGUAUUCUUCGAUUAUGCAGAAGCCAUAGAGUCUGAGAAAAGAAUGUUCUCUGAUGAGGAUUAUGCUCUGGAGACAGAGUUUGAGGAGACCUUUUAAUCCUUGAUAUUUUUUUUCUUCAUUUUAACCAGUUUUCGUUGUUUUUUGUGUGUCGGUCCCAUGAAAAUCCUAAAGAUAUUUAUUCAACGUAGUCCGUUUUUUUUUUGAUAUUGUAACUCUUUUUCAAAAACCUGUCAUAGAUUGCGGAUAUUACAAUGGUAUAUACAUAUACAUAACAAAAGAUAGAAAUAAUGUACCUGAGAUAUUCAUAAAUUGCGGCUGUGACCAUAAUCCUGCCAUAUAUAUAUUGAUCUCAUACACAUCUUAUAUAGUUUAUAUUAGUUUAUACAAAAAUUUUCUGUAACAAAUUAUAUAUUGUUGAAUAAUGUUACUGUUAACUCGUUGUAUUGCAAUAAAUAUUGUUUUCUAUUCAUGUGCCUUUGAGGUUAUGUUUAAGGGGGUUUUUCUUAUUCCUUAUUGAUUGCGUGUGGGUUUUAUUUUUAGUUUCGAGGAUAUUUAGACUACUUUUCGAAACACUCCCCCCGCCGGAGUGUUACGCGUAUAUUCUGAGCUUUCGAAAAUAGUCAAACUCACCAGUGUUUAAUGAGACUCACUGUAAACGUGAGUUGGAACCUUCUGAUUGGUCUGAUAGAAUCAGAAUAUGUAAGAUCAUCUAUUAUUGGUUCCCCUUACUGAAAGCUGCCUGAGAAAUGAUAAAUCAGACUCAUUCUUGAGACGGGCCUUGGUCGGAUAACAUUUCAUGUUACUUGCCCCGUCACUUGCAUUGUUUGUCAGAUUUAUUAUUUCAGAUAUUGUAUGCUUGAGUUAAGACAGAAACCCUUUUUAUCCAUUGAUCAGGACGCCAGCAUAUAUUUGAUUCUACAGUUCGUAAGUUACAGAAGAAUGAUCUAAGUUGAGAAUUUGGAGUAAAGCUUACAGGAUACAAAUAUUCGGUCACCUAGGAUGGA
Eurytemora carolleeae is the source of this 3665-nucleotide messenger RNA. RefSeq lists its product as uncharacterized. The transcript is spliced from 2 exons. The record is from RefSeq and is a predicted model, not a curated record. The coding region runs from base 25 to 2757 and encodes 910 amino acids. Lineage: Eukaryota; Metazoa; Arthropoda; Copepoda; Calanoida; Temoridae.